This is a messenger RNA of Cervus elaphus (red deer), 2342 nucleotides long. It is a transcript of the gene OPRM1, whose product is annotated as opioid receptor mu 1. Gene Ontology annotation, molecular function: G-protein alpha-subunit binding; morphine receptor activity; neuropeptide binding. The record is from RefSeq and is a predicted model, not a curated record. Lineage: Eukaryota; Metazoa; Chordata; Mammalia; Artiodactyla; Cervidae. The coding region runs from base 297 to 1502 and encodes 401 amino acids. Gene Ontology annotation, cellular component: membrane; neuron projection. The transcript is spliced from 4 exons. Gene Ontology annotation, biological process: sensory perception of pain; G protein-coupled opioid receptor signaling pathway; neuropeptide signaling pathway.
CUCCCUCGGCUCCAGCCUCCGGAUCCCGCACAGCCCGCCCCUCCUUCCCCCCGGCGGUGCGGGGCCGGAGCCCUGUCUGUGUGCCUCUAAGGUGGGAGGGGGCUACAAGCAGAGGAUAAUGUCAGAUGCUUGGCUCUCGCCUGCCUGACGCUUCUCUCUGGCUCCGCCGGGGUUGGUCGCUGUAAGAAAUAACAGGAGCUGUGGCAGCGGCGAGACGAAGCGGCUGGCGCGUGGAACCCGAAAAGUCAGGGUGCUCGCGGUUCCUCCCAACGUGGUCCCGGCCGGCGGUCAGCACCAUGGACAGCGGCGCCGUCCCCACGAACGCCAGCAACUGCACUGACCCCUUCACACACCCUUCAGGUUGCUCCCCAGCACCUAGUCCCAGCUCCUGGGUCAACUUCUCCCACUUAGAAGGCAACCUGUCCGACCCAUGCGGUCCGAACCGCACCGAGCUGGGCGGGAGCGACAUCCUGUGCCCUUCGGCCGGCAGCCCUUCCAUGAUCACGGCCGUCAUCAUCAUGGCCCUUUACUCCAUCGUGUGCGUGGUGGGGCUCUUCGGAAACUUCCUGGUCAUGUAUGUGAUUGUCAGGUACACCAAAAUGAAGACUGCCACCAACAUCUAUAUUUUCAACCUUGCUCUGGCAGAUGCCCUGGCAACUAGUACCCUGCCUUUCCAGAGUGUCAAUUACCUGAUGGGAACAUGGCCAUUUGGAACCAUCCUGUGCAAGAUUGUGAUCUCCAUCGACUACUACAACAUGUUCACCAGCAUAUUCACCCUCUGCACCAUGAGCGUGGAUCGCUACAUCGCAGUCUGCCAUCCUGUCAAGGCCCUGGACUUCCGCACCCCCCGUAAUGCCAAGAUCAUCAACAUCUGCAACUGGAUCCUCUCUUCAGCCAUUGGUCUGCCUGUCAUGUUCAUGGCAACGACAAAGUACCGGCAAGGUUCCAUAGAUUGUACACUAACAUUCUCUCACCCAGCGUGGUACUGGGAAAACCUGCUGAAAAUCUGUGUUUUCAUCUUUGCCUUCAUCAUGCCUAUCCUCAUCAUUACAGUGUGUUAUGGGCUGAUGAUCUUACGCCUCAAGAGUGUCCGCAUGCUCUCUGGCUCCAAAGAAAAGGACAGGAACCUGCGAAGAAUCACCAGGAUGGUGCUGGUGGUUGUGGCUGUGUUCAUUGUCUGCUGGACGCCCAUUCACAUCUACGUCAUCAUUAAAGCCUUGAUCACAAUCCCAGAAACUACUUUCCAGACGGUUUCCUGGCACUUCUGCAUUGCUCUAGGUUAUACCAACAGCUGCCUGAACCCUGUGCUUUAUGCAUUUCUGGAUGAAAACUUCAAACGAUGCUUCAGAGAGUUCUGUAUCCCAACUUCCUCUACCAUUGAGCAGCAAAACUCCACUCGAAUUCGUCAGAACACCAGAGACCACCCCUCCACAGCCAACACGGUGGAUAGGACUAACCAUCAGCUAGAAAAUCUGGAAGCAGAAACCGCUCCGUUACCCUAACUGGGUCUCAUACCAUUCAGACCCUCACUUGAGCUUAGACACCACCAUCUAUGUGGAAGCAGGUCACUGCGAGAACACGUGGAAAGCUCUGGUUUCCUGGGAAAGUGCCUGUUCCUGCCCUAAGUCAUCAAAACUCUUUCCUCCCUGGCCCCUCCACUCUGCCCAUGAGAGGAACAUCCAAGCUAAAUCAGGCAUUAGGGAGGAAAGAACUGAACCACCCUGAGUUUCUGUGUACAUAAUCGCGAGGAAGAUGCCCCACAGGACCGAACCCUGCUGUGGUAUGUGCAUUAACGUCAUCAUGGAAGACGUUCUUUUCAAUAUUUUCAAGCAAAUAUUUACAGCCUCAUCAAAGGAAAACCAUCACUUGUUAAAUUCAUCAUAGUAAUGUAAUUUAAAUGCUACCUCUGAUCAAAGCACCUUAUGUGAACAUCCAAGACUUUCCGUGUCUGUAAGAGAAUUAAUUGUCCCAUUUUUAUCCUCUGGUGUUAACCUCAAAAUUAUCUUCGGAGUUAAAAUAUAGUUUCCACCUUCAUUUCAUCACUUUAUCCCCACAGGAAGUCAAGCCCUAAAAUGGACGCUUUAUUUCUCAUAAUUUCUUCUUACUAAAUGCUCUCUUUGCAUCAUACUUCCUUUCUCUCUUUUUUUAACUCUUCUCAGAAUACUUACACCUUUUGAAUCAACACGAUAAAAUGACAGCAGUUUUUUGUUGGUUUUCAGAACAGUUUAAACUCUUUAAGAAAAUACGGAUCCAGUAAGCUUAAUCUCAAACUUGAAAGACUCAAAGGACCGUGGAGAAAAAUGGGUGAUCUACUUUUCACUUCCGUGUAGUUCCUUGGACAU